Panonychus citri (citrus red mite) is the source of this 3248-nucleotide messenger RNA. RefSeq names its product trinucleotide repeat-containing gene 18 protein-like. The transcript has 4 exons. NCBI's taxonomy places the organism in Eukaryota, Metazoa, Arthropoda, Arachnida, Trombidiformes, Tetranychidae. The record is from RefSeq and is a predicted model, not a curated record. Gene Ontology annotation, molecular function: chromatin binding. The coding region runs from base 212 to 2689 and encodes 825 amino acids.
CUUUUUCUACGUCGUUAAGUUAAUCAUAUUUUCCCUCUUUGGAGUAAACAACAGAAAAAAAGACAGAGAAAAGAAAGAGAGAAAACCAUAACUAUUGAAGUUCUCUUUCAUUUUCAUGUUUGUUAUUCUCUAAUUCGGUUAUCAAAUAUAAUGUGUUUUCUUUCAAUUCCCAAUCAACAAUCAAAGAACAAUUUAAUUAAAAGUGUCAACUAUGUGGCGACCUUGGAGAAAAUCACCUGGAAAUGGAACUGAUUUACACAAUCAGAAUUAUUCUGUUCCCUGUGAACAAUGUGAAGCUUCAUCAAUAUCCUUAUCACCAUCCACCAUGAAUACUUAUACUACUCUUACUCCCAGAAAUGCAAUCUCUUCAUCAUCAACACUUACCUCAACCUCUCUAAUUGACUUUAAUGGUCACCAAAAUAAUCAUAAUCAUCAUUUUACCAAUCGACAUCCAUUGAUUCAAGAGCAGCCCGAAGUACUCAUAAUUAAAAGUGAUUGUGAGUCUCUGUCCGAUGAUGAGGUCAAAAGUAAUACUGGAUCAGACUGUUAUCGGACCAGAUUUUAUUACGACUCACCUGUAUCUGGAUCACCUCCUCCCCCCUUAAUCUAUUAUCCAUUGGAUCAAAGAUCUUAUUCUGUUAGUAAUGAUAUUUCAUCAUCAUCAUCAUCAAUUCCAACUUUACCUGUGGCAAGUCCUGAAGUGUUAAACUUUAUAAAGCAACGUGAUCUUGAUCGUUUGGUGGAUCGUAUUGAGAAUUACAAUUGUAAUGAUACAACAGUAAACUCUUGCAUUUUACCUCGAACUAUGGUGGAUAACGAAACCACCGAACCUUUUAUACCAAAUGAAGAUGAUAUUAAUAGUAGGCAAUCAUCAUCAAUGCCUAUUAACUGUUGUGAUGGGUUAACCUUAUUAAGUGCUCUUGCUGAGCAACGAGCCCUUGAAGAGGAAAGUCGACUUGAAAGUGAUAGAUGUUACCCUUAUCCCUAUUCAGCUGAUUUUAGACCAAGUGAUCUAUUGACAACAUCAUCUCCAUUAACAAAUAUAAGAAGGUUAACCCUUGAACCACCCGAACAUCGAAUACAAUCCGUUGAAAGGCCAAUCAGUACAAGUUCUACUGAUUUUAAUCUAAAAGAAGACGAAACAUGUUCCAAUGAGCCAAUAUUUGAACCUCAGAUAAAUUCACCAAUGCCAACAACAUCUCCACCACCUCCCCCUGUUCUUACUGUAUCGCCAAAUCUUCCCUCAAUCAUAAAACCAGCAUCUUCCAUUUCAUCCUGUGAGAAAAAAGACUCACCCAUAUUACCUCCUAAAUCCCGUGAAAAAUCACAACAAUUAUCAAAAGUAAAAUCUCAAAAAAUAACAAAAAAAUCAUCUUCUACAUCUUCACCAGCACAAGCAGCAAAAUCAAAAUCAAAAUCUGAAUCAUCAUCAUCUUCUUCGGCAGUAUCAUCAUCAUCAUCAUCAUCAAAAACAACAACAACAACAAUAACACCCAUUGAACUUCCUUUGAAAAAAAGAAAGCGUCAAUCAUCAUCAUCAGUUUCAUCAAACGAAUAUAAUUUUACCCGUCGCAGUGAAAGACUAUUUGUUCUGGACUCAUAUUAUCUUUAUGGUAUCCAACCUCCUGAUGCUCGAAAAGAAUUAUUCGAGAAAACUCCACCAAGAUCUAAGAAAUCGGCACAGAAAGAAUCAUCAUCAACCUCUUCCAUCGAUUCAUCCACAUCGACGACCACAAACAACACAACUAAACCAAUAUCAUCAUCAUCAUCAUUAUCAUCUUCAUCUUCACCAACUAUUAAACCUUCAAUUAAAAGUAAUACAUCGACUAUCGUUGCAACUUCUCCUUUUACCAAUAAUGAGUCUUGUCAUCAAGUAGAAAACAAUCAACAAGAUGAAGUAAUUCCAUGUGAUGCAAAAAGUGAGGAAAUUGAUGAUUUAUCAAUUAAAUUAGAAGAUAAAAGAAAGCGUAAAAAGAUGCAAAUCAAUAAUGACAAUAAUAAUAAUACAAAUUGUACCAAUAAUCAUGUUACCUCUGUUGAUAAAGAUAUAAAAUCGACGACUACGACGACGAUAAGCACAACAGCAAAUAUAAAACCUGUUAAAGAAAAUAAUGUUUAUAAAAUGAAGAGAAACGCAAAGUCAAAAAUACGAAAUUAUAAUGGAAAUGAUAACAAUUCGAAAUUUUUAUCCGAAAACGAAGAAUGGAACUGGUCUGGUCCCGGAAUCAAAAAAUCAACUGGAAAGCCAAAGUCAAAGAAAACCUUUUACAAAGAGAUUAUCCGUGGCAAUGAAUUAAUUAAAAUCGGCGAUUGUGCUGUUUUCUAUUCGCGAUCUAAACCAAAUUUACCAUACGUUGGACGAAUCGAUUCAAUGUGGCAAUCAACCAAUGGUUCAAUGAUCGUUCGCCUUACAUGGUUCUACCAUCCAGAGGAGACAAAAUCUCAUCCCAAUCUUAAAGAUUUAAAGGGAGCUCUAUUCGAAUCUCAACAUUACGAUCAAAAUGAUGUUCGAACCAUUUUACAUAAAUGUUCAGUUCUACCCUGGGAGGAAUAUCAGUCUCGACUAAAGGAUAAUCCAGAGAUAAACAAUAAUCCACAAUUACCAAAGCUCUACUAUCUGGCCGGUUAUUAUGAUCCCAUCAGUAGGAAAGUUCAGAUAUCACCUGAGAUUCCAUUAAAAGAAGUUUAAUCAAAGGAAAAGUCCCUCUCUCACCAUCUUCAUCAUCAUCUUGUCUUAAUGAAAGCAAAAAAAUCAAAAAACAACUACAAAAAUCAACAAUGAUUCACAAAAACCCUUUUACAUUUACUAUUUCCACCUACAACUCACCUUUUCAUCUUGCGAUUUACUUACUUCUUUUCUCUCUUAAUUUAUUUUCACUGUGUCUCUCUCUCCCUCUCCCUCUCCUACUCUUUCAUCCUUAAUAAUUUGUAAUACCAAACACUCUCUCAUCUUCCUUAUCGUAUCCCAAUAGUUUGUUACUCUUCUUCCCCCCUCUCACUCUCUCUCUCUUUCUUUCUCUUUUAAUUAUCACUAUCCUCUUUUUGCAAGAGAAAAACAGUUUCCCUUGAAGGAGAAAAAGUUCAUCAUCUUUCUCACUCACAGUAACAAUACUACAAUUUAAUUUCGUUGGAAAACAUUGUACUUCUUUGCUUGUCGAAUCAACAAGAAGAUCGUUAUGUUUAAUGUCAUCUCUCAAAUUUUAACUGAAAACAAAAACAAAAUAAAAAAUGUUCCAAAAUCAUCUUAA